Solanum stenotomum is the source of this 2822-nucleotide messenger RNA. RefSeq names its product alpha-glucosidase-like. Lineage: Eukaryota; Viridiplantae; Streptophyta; Magnoliopsida; Solanales; Solanaceae. Gene Ontology annotation, biological process: carbohydrate metabolic process. Bases 33 to 2744 code for a protein of 903 amino acids. The record is from RefSeq and is a predicted model, not a curated record. The transcript has 5 exons. Gene Ontology annotation, molecular function: carbohydrate binding; hydrolase activity, hydrolyzing O-glycosyl compounds.
UUUAAUUUGUGUUCCUCCAUAGAUCAAGAAAAAUGAAAGCAACACAAUUUCCAUCUUUACACAGAAACACCUUUUUAAUCUUCUUUCUGAUCCAUUUAUCAAUAUUUUCACCUUAUUCUGCCAUAUCCAUUAAACAGAAAGAAGCUCAGCAGCAAGUAAUUGGCUAUGGUUACUCAAUCAAAUCUGUGGCUACCACUGGAAAUUCACUUUUUGCUAAUCUUCAACUCAUCAACAAUUCUUCUGUUUUUGGGACUGAUAUUCACAAUCUUAUCCUCAUUGCCAGUUUGGAAACAAACGACCGUCUCCGAAUACGAAUAACCGACGCAAACCACCAACGAUGGGAAGUGCCGGAAGAAAUUCUCCACCGUCCACCACCGCCAUCGCCACCGUCAACCUCCAACUCCCCAUCAGAAAACCAAUCCCCAAUUACCCUCUCUAACCCAAACUCAGACCUAGAGUUCACCCUUCACAACACCACCUCAUUCAGCUUCACCGUCCGCCGGCGCUCCACCGGGGAUACUCUUUUCGAUACUUCGCCGGAGAACCAAAACCCCGACACAGUCCUCAUAUUCAAAGAUCAAUACAUCCAGAUCUCCUCGGCACUACCAACUACCAGAGCUAAUCUUUACGGUCUCGGAGAGCACACUAAAAGCUCGUUUAAGCUCACACACAACCAGACUUUGACUCUAUGGAAUGCCGACAUUGGGAGUUCCAACGCGGACCUUAAUCUCUAUGGAUCCCAUCCUUUUUAUAUCGACGUCCGUUCGUCGGGUCCGGCAAAGGAAACGGCCGCCGGAGUUAGUCAUGGGGUUCUGCUUCUGAGUAGCAAUGGCAUGGAUAUUGUGUAUACGGGUGAUAGGAUUAGUUACAAGGUGAUUGGUGGGUUAAUUGAUUUGUAUUUCUUUGCCGGACCUUUGCCGGAAAUGGUGGUGGAUCAGUAUACUCAGCUUAUUGGUCGUCCUGCUGCUAUGCCAUAUUGGUCUUUCGGAUUUCACCAAUGCCGGUGGGGUUACAAGAAUAUUGAUGAUGUUGAACUGGUAGUGGAUAGUUAUGCAGAGGCUAGGAUACCGCUGGAGGUUAUGUGGACUGAUAUUGAUUACAUGGAUGGUUUUAAGGACUUCACACUCGAUCCAGUUAACUUCCCACUGGAGCGGGUAGUUUUUUUUCUCAGGAAGCUUCAUCAGAAUGAUCAGAAAUAUUUACUAAUAGUAGAUCCAGGAAUUAGCAUCAACAAUACAUAUGACACCUAUAGGAGAGGCAUGGAAGCAGAUGUCUUCAUAAAACGCAAUAAUAUGCCUUACCAAGGGGUUGUUUGGCCAGGGAAUGUUUAUUAUCCUGAUUUUCUAAAUCCAGCUACUGAAAUAUUUUGGAGAAAUGAAAUUGAGAAGUUCCAGGAUCUCGUACCUUUUGAUGGCCUGUGGCUUGACAUGAAUGAAUUGUCAAACUUCAUAACUUCCCCUCCUACACCAUCAUCCACCUUUGAUGACCCUCCCUACAAGAUAAACAACUCUGGCGAUCACUUGCCCAUCAAUUAUAGAACAGUUCCAGCCACUUCUACACAUUUUGGUAAUACAAUGGAGUAUAAUGUCCAUAACCUUUAUGGAUUACUUGAAUCUAGUGCCACUUAUAGUGCGUUGGUUAAUGUCACUGGUAAAAGGCCAUUCAUUCUUGCAAGAUCAACUUUUCUUGGCUCUGGCAGAUACACGUCACAUUGGACUGGAGACAAUGCUGCUACCUGGAACGAUUUGGCAUACUCCAUUCCUACUAUCUUGAACUUCGGAUUGUUUGGAAUUCCAAUGGUUGGAGCUGAUAUAUGUGGUUUUUCAAGUAAUACUACUGAAGAGCUUUGCCGCCGCUGGAUCCAGCUUGGAGCAUUCUAUCCAUUUGCAAGAGACCACUCUGCUAAGGACACAACCCCCCAAGAGCUCUAUAGUUGGGAUUCAGUUGCUGCAGCAGCCAAGAAAGUCCUUGGGCUCCGAUAUCAGUUACUUCCACACUUUUAUAUGCUUAUGUACGAGGCACAUACAAAAGGGACUCCCAUUGCACGACCUCUCUUCUUCUCUUUCCCUCGAGAUGCCAAGACAUUUGAUAUCAGCACACAGUUCCUUCUCGGUAAAGGUGUCAUGAUCUCACCUGUACUUAAGCAAGGAGCAACCUCUGUUGAUGCAUAUUUCCCUGCUGGAAACUGGUUUGACCUCUUCAAUUACUCUCGUUCCGUGAGUUUGAAUCAAGGAACGUAUAUGACACUUGACGCACCACCAGAUCAUAUAAAUGUACACGUUCGUGAAGGGAACAUAUUGGUCAUGCAAGGGGAAGCAAUGACAACACAAGCUGCUCAGAGGACUGCAUUCAAACUCCUUGUCGUGCUGAGCAGCAGCGAAAACAGUACAGGAGAACUAUUUGUGGACGAUGACGAUGAGGUGCAGAUGGGAAGAGAGGGAGGGAGGUGGACGUUAGUUAAGUUUAACAGCAAUAUCAUUGGCAACAAAAUUGUGGUUAAAUCAGAGGUUGUGAAUGGACGAUAUGCACUGGAUCAAGGAUUGGUCCUUGAAAAGGUGACAUUAUUGGGAUUGGAAAAUGUGAGAGGAUUGAAGAGCUAUGAGCUUGUUGGAUCACACCAGCAAGGGAACACAACAAUGAAGGAAAGUCUUAAGCAGAGUGGACAGUUUGUUACUAUGGAAAUCUCAGGGAUGUCAAUAUUGAUAGGGAAAGAGUUCAAAUUGGAGCUAUACAUCAUUACUUGACAAAUGAAUUAAGUUAUAUACGCUUGUUGUAUGAAACUUUCUUUCAUUUAUCAAUGCAGUUUAAUUUAUGAUGUUAUG